Molecule: messenger RNA, 1236 nt
Organism: Sclerotinia sclerotiorum 1980 UF-70
Lineage: Eukaryota; Fungi; Ascomycota; Leotiomycetes; Helotiales; Sclerotiniaceae
Exons: 2
Coding region: 1-1236 (411 amino acids)
Biological process (GO): phenylacetate catabolic process; fatty acid beta-oxidation
Cellular component (GO): peroxisome
Molecular function (GO): acetyl-CoA C-acyltransferase activity
Source: RefSeq, a predicted model, not a curated record
AUGUCAACCGGACCUCUUCGCCGAGGGCUCUCCCAGAUCCUCAAAAAAGACUCCUCAGACAUCGUCAUCCUCACUUCCCUCCGCACUCCCAUAACCCGCUCCUACAAAGGUCAACUCUCCUCCGCCUACCCAGAACAACUCCUCCACAGCGUACUCAAAGCAACACUAUCCGCCAAUCCCUCUCUCGACCCCUCUCUCAUAGACGACGUAUGUGUCGGAGUCGUGCUCUCCGAACUCGGGGGUUCAAAAGCCGGACGUAUGGCUAUGAACCACGCUGGUUACGAUACGCGCACUGCGUUUUCUACGACCAACCGCGCCUGCAGUUCGGGAUUGCAGGCUAUUACCAAUAUUGCGAAUUCUAUUGCGAUGGGAGGGAUUAAUAUUGGGGUUGGUGGGGGAAUGGAGAGUAUGACAAGGAAUUAUGGGUCGAAGGCUAUUCCGGUGGAUUUGUGGCCGGAGUUGAAGGAUGCGGAGAGAGAUACGAGGGAUUGUAUUAUGCCGAUGGGGAUUACAAGUGAGAAUGUAGCGAGUAGGUAUGGAGUUGGUAGAGAGGAACAGGAUAAGUUGGCAGUGGAGAGUCAUCGUCGGGCGGCAGAGGCACAGGAGAAGGGGUGGUUUGAUGCGGAGAUCGUACCGGUUACGACGAUGUGGCAGGAGACGGGGAAAGGAGGGGUGAAAGUUGGAGAACCGAGGGAAGUUACUGUUACGAAAGAUGAUGGGAUUAGAAAAGGUGCUACGUUAGAGAGUAUGCAGAAGUUAAAACCUGCAUUCAAGGAAGAUGGUACAUCGACUGCGGGGAACUCAUCGCAGAUUUCAGAUGGAGCAGCUGCUACAUUGAUGAUGCGUCGGAGUACGGCUACUGCUCUCGGAUUAACUUCUUCAAUUAUUGGAAAAUGGGCCGGCACAGCAAUAUCAGGAUGUCGACCUGAUGAAAUGGGAAUCGGGCCCGCACUUGCGAUUCCAAAAUUGAUGGAGCAAGCGGGCAUUCAAAAAGAAGAGGUAAAUGUGUGGGAGAUUAAUGAAGCAUUUGCUAGUCAGGCAAUUUAUUGCGUGAGGGAAUUGGGACUGAUGAGUGCAUAUGAGAAGGCAGAUGUUAAUCCAAGGGGAGGAGCUAUUGCAUUGGGUCAUCCAUUAGGUGCUACAGGAGCGAGAAUGGUAGCGGGAUUAUUGGCAGAGUUGGGAAGGAGGGAAGAACAGGAAAAGGGCAUCUUGUAUAAAAUAUGGGUUUGCACAUGA